AUGAGGCUGUUUCUAGGAUCUAUUGUCACAGUUCUCUUGCUAAUGGUGCAAAAAACCAGAGCACAGAUUUGGGAUUGCGAUUUCUUCGGCACUGUAGAUCUCUCGGCAGCUCGACGGCUCUGGAAUGGUUCAUAUUUAUACGAGGGCCUUCUCAUUCCCGCCCAUUUAACGGGUGAAUAUAACUACAGGAUUUUGCCUAAUGGCCAGAAAGAUAUGGUGGCAAACCACACAAGAGGAUGUGCGUGCAAACUGAGGUCCUGCGCUAGGGUUUGUUGCCCUCGAGAGAACUACAUUAAGGAUAAUGCAGUGUGCUACUUGAACAUUGAAGACCUAACCCAGAUUGAUCCUUAUUUAAUCGUGACUCUCAGCGAUGGGUUAGUGUCCAGAAGGCACUCUAAAACCGAUCUAAUCGUGCAGUGGGAUUUGCCAUUGCGCUGUGACCAAAUGAUCUACCUAGACAGCCGGGAAAAAUUGGAUGAUUACACUUUAUUCGAGAAUGGAACCUUUGUUCGCCAGAAUUACGGCAUGACCCUGAAUAGGCCAAACUACUGCCUCCAGCAUCUUCAGUUCAGAGACGGAAAAUCCAAAUACAUUAGUAAUAAACCUAAUCCCCUCAUCUGCGUGAUAUUGCUUUCUAAAACGGAGAAUUCUGCGGACAACGAGGAGUAA
This is a messenger RNA of Drosophila takahashii, 669 nucleotides long. Lineage: Eukaryota; Metazoa; Arthropoda; Insecta; Diptera; Drosophilidae. The record is from RefSeq and is a predicted model, not a curated record.